This is a messenger RNA of Fulmarus glacialis (Northern fulmar), 1481 nucleotides long. Its product is annotated as zinc finger protein 501-like. The transcript has 3 exons. Gene Ontology annotation, molecular function: DNA-binding transcription factor activity, RNA polymerase II-specific; RNA polymerase II cis-regulatory region sequence-specific DNA binding. The annotation marks the transcript as partial. The record is from RefSeq and is a predicted model, not a curated record. Lineage: Eukaryota; Metazoa; Chordata; Aves; Procellariiformes; Procellariidae. Gene Ontology annotation, biological process: regulation of transcription by RNA polymerase II.
GCUUCCCCGUGUAUAACCCCGACCUGCUCGCUCGGCUGGAGCAAGGGGAGGAGGUUUGGAUCCCCGACAUCCAGAGCUCAGACGAGGAGGAGGAGGAGGAACUGGCCAGACCCCUCUUGAGGUUGUGGACAAGGAAAAGGAAACGGUGGAGAAGCUGCCGAGAUGCCGGGAGCUCCUCCGGCUCCAACUCCUCUCACUCAGACGAUGGGUGGACCAGCGAGACGGAGGAGGACAGUUCCCAGGAGGAAGACGGAGAGCUGCACGGUGGGUCGGCGAGGAAACCCAAAGGCGGCAUCUCCCCGGGUUAUGAUCACCACAAGAACCACUCGGGAAGGAGAUCGGCUUCUUCCAGCCACAACGGGAGGAAACCUCAUGCCAAGAGCCCCUCAGGAAUCCGGCUGGGGCAGCACAAGCACGCCUGCAGCAAGUGUGGGAAGAGCUUCAGCCGCGGUUCGUCCCUCAACCGGCAUCAGAGGGUCCAUGUCGGGGAGAAACCCUUCACCUGCUCCAACUGCCGGAGAAGUUUCUCGUGCAGCUCCACCCUGAAGGACCAUCAGAAGACCCACUGCCAGGAGAAACCCUACAAAUGCCCCAGCUGCGAGAAACGCUUCGCUUCCACCAAAUCUCUCAAAAAACAUCGCAAGCUUCACCUGGAGAACGGGGCGUACCGCUGCUCCGACUGCGGGAAAAACCUCACUUCCAACUCAGCUCUUAUCAUCCACCGGCGGAUACACACCGGGGAGAGACCCUACGAGUGCCCCGACUGCGGGAAAAGCUUCAUGGCCAACAAAUCUUGUCCCGACUGCGGGAAAAAACUCACUUCCAAGUCCACCCUCAUCAUCCAUCGUCGGAUACACACGGGGGAGAGACCCUACGAGUGCCCCGACUGCGGGAAAAGCUUCAUGGCCAACAAAUCGCUCAGCAAGCAUCGCAAGAGUCACAUGGAGGAGGGGACCUAUAAGUGUCCCGAGUGCGGGGAAACCUUCCCAAAAAACUCAGCCUUCGUAGCCCACCUCAGGACCCACCGGGGCCAACCCCCGUAUCCGUGCUCCGACUGCGGGGAAGCCUUCUUUGAAAGCUCAGCUUUUAAGCGUCACCGGAAAAAACACUUGGUGGAGAAACCCUAUCAGUGUUCCGACUGCGGGAUCGGCUUCACCGUCCACUCAGCCCUCCUCCUCCACCAGAAAAGCCACGUAGGUCCCAGGCCCUACGUCUGCUCCGACUGCGGGAAAGCUUUUCGGGAGAGCACCACUCUCCGUAGGCACCAGCGUAUCCAUACGGGUGAGAAACCCUACCGGUGCUCCUACUGCGAGAAGAGCUUUCGGGCCAGCUCCACCCUCAUCAUCCAUCGAAGGAUCCACACCGGGGAGAAACCUUAUAAAUGCACCAAAUGCACCAAGUGCUUCAUGUCCAGCUCUUCCCUCAUGAAGCAUCUGCGGACGCAUCUCCGCCAGGAGCUGCUGGUGGGUCCCAGUCAGUGA